Messenger RNA from Hirsutella rhossiliensis, 813 nucleotides. RefSeq lists its product as uncharacterized. The transcript is spliced from 2 exons. Bases 1 to 813 code for a protein of 270 amino acids. The record is from RefSeq and is a predicted model, not a curated record. NCBI's taxonomy places the organism in Eukaryota, Fungi, Ascomycota, Sordariomycetes, Hypocreales, Ophiocordycipitaceae.
AUGUCGGAAGAACGCCACGUUCGCAUCCAGUCUUAUUGUGGUGCGUGCGGCUUUCGGUUCGGUGCUGGCGACAAGAUAGUUGCACUCGUUGGGAAAUGCGACGGCACAUUUGAAGCAGCACGACGAGCGGGUGACUUUUUAGAGGAGGCCUACUGCGAUAAUUCCCAUGGCCACUCUUGGAUAUUUUGUCGCCACCUCCAUUGUCGCAUGUGCGCGGCGGCUCCCGAGAGCGCCACUCUUCACACCGAUUGCUUGUCGGUAUUCCGAGCCAAGAGCAGAGCGCUGGAUGCCAAGAGCAGUCUAGCCAGAUUGUGGACAGCAGCAACAUGGAGGAGCCCCUGGCACCGUGCCCCAGUUCUCCAUCUGCUUCCCGCUGUUGACGUCUCAGCGGGCCUGGCCCAUGCUGCAGCGGCCUGGAACCUGCCCCAGCUGCCGCGACUUCCACCAGAGUUGGUCGGCAUGAUCCACCGACAGUCCCAUCAAAGCCCGCUAUGGCGCCAUUCGUCGGCUUCGGAGCUUGCUUGUGCCUUGUCAGAGGCUUACGACCAUGAACCGCUGACGGUCCCUUUCAACAGGAUUGAGCAUUGGCGGCGCGGCGAGCUCCCCAAAACGGCUGAGGCUCCCCGUGGCGGCACAAAUGAGGGCCUUGUGCGUCUCACAAUUGACUCGCACGGUCUCCGGCGUAUCGAAAGAUUACAGGCAAAGGCGCUCAAUAGCAGUGUCUCUCGCUCCCACUCCUUUGCCUACAUCGUCGAGGCGGCCAAGAUGUUUUCUUGCGUCGACGUCGAGUUCCAAGUAUGGGCCUUAUAUUGA